Cuculus canorus (common cuckoo) is the source of this 1691-nucleotide messenger RNA. RefSeq names its product E2F transcription factor 6 (gene E2F6). Gene Ontology annotation, biological process: regulation of transcription by RNA polymerase II. The transcript is spliced from 7 exons. Lineage: Eukaryota; Metazoa; Chordata; Aves; Cuculiformes; Cuculidae. Gene Ontology annotation, molecular function: DNA-binding transcription factor activity, RNA polymerase II-specific; RNA polymerase II cis-regulatory region sequence-specific DNA binding; protein dimerization activity. Bases 189 to 992 code for a protein of 267 amino acids. The record is from RefSeq and is a predicted model, not a curated record. Gene Ontology annotation, cellular component: RNA polymerase II transcription regulator complex.
GGGCGAGUGGUGCCGGGUGGGAGGAGGAAGCGGCCAUAGCGGGGCCGUGAGGGCGGGAGGGCCCCUGCCGCCCCCUCCUCCCCGGAGGUUGGGUAGGGAUGGCGGCGCCUUCUUCCCACGCGGGCCUCUGAGCGGCCUCCCGCCGCCGCUGCCUCGGCUCGGGGCGGGAGGGGCCGGGGCGGGCGAACAUGGCCACCCCCGCGGGCUGGGAGCACCUGAGGCCGCUGCGGUCGGACGCGCUGCGGGCGAGUAAGCCAUCAGUGGUCAACCUGAAUGCAGAUGACGAGAUACAGUUUGUGAAAAAAACUCUGAAAGUCAAAAAGCCUCGAUUUGAUGCAUCCUUGGUUUAUUUGACCCGAAGAUUCAUGGAUCUUGUCAGAAUGGCUCCGGAUGGUGUCCUUGAUUUAAAUGAAGUAGCGACAAUGCUUGGAGUACGAAAACGAAGAGUGUAUGACAUCACCAAUGUGUUGGAUGGAAUCCACUUAAUUCAGAAAAGAUCUAAGAAUCUUAUCCAGUGGGUAGGUUCUAAUCUUGACCAUGUUGUUGGAAAAGCGCCAGAACAGCAAAACCUUAAAGAUGAAAUUUCUGACUUGUCUGCCAUGGAAGAAGCUCUGGAUGAAUUAAUCAAGGAUUGUGCUCAUCAGUUAUUUGAACUAACAGAUGACAAAGAAAAUGCAAAACUAGCGUAUGUGACCUAUCAAGAUAUCCAUAGCAUUCAGGCGUUUCAGGAACAGAUUGUGAUUGCAAUCAAAGCUCCAGAGGAAACGAAGUUGGAAAUACCAGUUCCUAAAGAAGAUUGCAUAGAAGUACAUGUGAAGAGCACAAAAGGACCCAUUGAUGUGUAUCUGUGUGAAGUGGAGCAAAAGAAGCCAGGUGCCAAAACUUUUGAGGAUAUGGAUAGUGUUACUUCUGAAACUGAGCCAUCAGUUCCUCCUGAUGAAGUGAGAUCACCGGGGGAAGAAAAACACAAACCACCUGAGUUGAAAGACUAAUUACAACUCAAAAAUCUAAUACAGAAUGUAAAUACCUGUGUUAUAGAGCUUUUCCAAAGCCAUUUAAAUCUGCAAGCUUACUAACCUGAAAAGUUCCAAAGUGUUUUAAAUUUAAAACAGCGGUGGGUUGGUUGAGUGCUUUUGCAGGAUUGCUUAUCUUCCCAAGUCAAGAUGACAGUUCCUAGAGAUCUCGUAGGAGCUUUGUUUUCAUAAUUGCAUGCGAUCUACAGAGCCUUGGGAAAAUGUUAUUUUUGGCUUAUGAAAUAAUUUUAAUGGACAGAAAAUAUAGGUAAUGAGUUACUUCUAAAAAGGAGGAUUUAAAAACUAUUUCUGGAAGAAUCCACAAUCCUUAUGAGAAUGUAUAUAAUAAAGAAAUGCACUUUUCAGUUCUGAGGCUGCACUACUACCAAGCAGGAUUGUCAAAUACAAAGGUAACAAAGAACUGGUGUGUCGGAAGCCUUCGCUGUAAGGAACAAGAUGUAAAUAUCAUGAGUUAUGCCUUACACUGUGUGGAUGCUGUUUGCAUUGUUUGCAUCCAGCAAACUACGGUAUCAACACUGAAGUUAAAUAAUGGGGCGUUUUGUAUAUAUUUGUAACAUAUCCAGGUAGUUAUUGAUGUAGAUUUAUUGAGAUGGUUUGCAUUUCUGCCUUUGUACAGCAAAGAAAUAAAAUAAGCUUAUAAAAAUAUGAAAUAGUCGG